Cygnus olor (mute swan) is the source of this 852-nucleotide messenger RNA. It is a transcript of the gene C4H4orf46, whose product is annotated as chromosome 4 C4orf46 homolog. The coding region runs from base 1 to 348 and encodes 115 amino acids. NCBI's taxonomy places the organism in Eukaryota, Metazoa, Chordata, Aves, Anseriformes, Anatidae. The record is from RefSeq and is a predicted model, not a curated record. The transcript has 4 exons.
AUGGCGCAGCUGCCCGCGGCCCCGCUGCGCCUGCGCGGGGGCGAGGGCGGGGCCGGGCGGGCGGCGGCGCGGCCAUGGCCGAGGCGGGGCCGGGGCGGCCCCUCGGGGGUGGCGGCAGCCCGCAGCGGGGCGUCGGGGCCGGCGGGCGAGCGGCAGCUGGAGGAGGGGGAGAUGCAGAUCGGCGACGGGAGUGCGGCCGUGUCGCUGAGCCGGGUGCUGGCGGCCACGGGCGCCGUGUCGGCGCAGGUGGAGGCGGUGGCGGCGCGCUGCUCGGAGAACGCCCGCUGCCUCCGCACCUGGCGGGGCCUGCUCAGGGACGGGCACGGCUCGCUCGAGCCCAGCGGCUGAGCCCCGAACGGCGGCACCCGCGGGGACGCGCCGCUGGACAGCCCUCUACGCGUGUGUUCAAUUUAAAGAACUGCCGCCGGCAGGAAGCCUGCCGGCUCCACAGAGCUUGUGGAGAUAACCUCGGUCUUCCUCGCUACACGUCGAGGAUGGGAUAAUACAGCAAGUCGCGGCUUAUUUACAAGCUUCGGAUAACCGUCCUCAUCCCAAGCCUUGCUAUUUUAAGCAAUACUGCAAUAUAUUCCUAUAAAACUGCAUUUUUUUUCAAAACAAGGAUAACAUUGAAUAUAUCCAUAAUCAACUUACAUGAAAAACAAAAAUAACGAUGAGGACAGACAUCCUGUCAAAGCCUGCUCAUUGAGAAGGCUUGCCCCCCAUGAGUACACAAGUUCUUUUGAAUUGAGUUUUGACUGCCCCUUAAAGGCAAUCCACAUUGCAGGAUUUCACUUAGCUGUUUUUUCCCAGUAACCAAAAAUGUUGCCAAACAACUUGGAAAACAAGUCAUUU